This is a messenger RNA of Vicia villosa (hairy vetch), 1149 nucleotides long. RefSeq lists its product as uncharacterized. The record is from RefSeq and is a predicted model, not a curated record. Bases 1 to 1122 code for a protein of 373 amino acids. Lineage: Eukaryota; Viridiplantae; Streptophyta; Magnoliopsida; Fabales; Fabaceae. The transcript is spliced from 3 exons.
AUGACAUCGACCGAGUUGACAUUUGCGGUUGCAUUUGCUUAUAUGGAGUGUGAGCAGACAGAGAGUUAUAUUUGGGUCUUGGAUAAGCUGAAGCAAUUGUUUGUGAAGAAAGAUGUGGUUCCACAAGUGAUUUUGACGGAUAGAGAUCUUGCUUUGAUGAAAGCAGUUGAAGUUGUUUUUCCUACGACGCAUAACUUGCUAUGUCGCUUUCAUAUUAACCAAAAUGUUGGGAUGAAAUGCAAGGAAUAUGUGAUGAAAGACAUGCGAGAGACGAUAGGCACAUUGUGGAAAGAUGUUGUAUGGGCUAGUAAUGAGGUUGAGUAUGGUGUACGGUUGCAAUAUCUUGAACAAGCAUGCUUUGCUUCUAAAGCAGAUGUUAGGAAAGGGAAGAAACCAGUUGGGUAUGAUGUUUAUAGGGAUCCUUCAGGUUUUGAGUAUGCUGAUCAGGCGUCUCAAUGUUCACAAAAACAAUCGCAAGCAUCACAAACUUCCAGGAAGCAAUCACAAUCAAAGAAGCAAUCACAAGCAAAGGAUGAGGAUUUCACUCUUCAGUUUCCUUGUCAUAUUAGGCCAUAUAUUACCGAGAUUGUUAAUGUUGUAGCAGAUGGUAAUUGUGGAUUUAGAGCAAUUGCUUCGUGGCAUGGGUAUAGUGAGGAUGGUUGGGCAAUGGUUCGUCGUGACUUGGACAUGGAAUUAAGAGAAAAGAAGGACUUAUAUGAGAGAUUGUUCGGUCUAAGUUUAUCCGAAGUGAGAAAUGGAUUGUUGAUAGAUCAUGUUGGUUUUCAACCACCAGAGAAAUGGUUGACACUACCAGAGAUGGGUUAUUUGAUAGCGAAUCGGUAUAACAUUAUUCUUGUGCUGCUUGGUAACCCUUGCUUGACCUUUUUUCCUAUGACAACAACAUUUUCUCCAAGUGCUCCUACAUAUUGCAUUGGCCUUGUCAACAGGAAUCAUUAUCUUCGGGUUAAUAUGAAAGAAGGCUUCCCGCUGCCACCCGUCACGGUAGAUUGGAUGAAGUUUCGUCUUCAAGUGGCGACAUCUUGGAUGUUAGGAUUUGCUGGACGUCUUCAACAUUGGCAUCAUCUUACGCCUAUGUUACCAUCACGUGUUAAUAUAGAUUAAUUAAGUGACUUUAAUUUAUAUGUAAUA